AUGAGUCUAACUACAUUACACAAUGCAAUACAAUAUACUGCAUUUGAUGUAUUAUCAUCAAUUCUUAAUUUAAUGAAAGCAGAUCCAUUGUAUGAUUUAUUACAAUUAAAUCAAGCGUACUCUAGUCAAGAUCAAGAAUAUGAAAAAAAUGAAUUUUAUGGAGAUUCAUAUCUUGAAGAACGAGCAUCUUCUUUAGUACUAAAAUUUCUAAGAAAAUAUGAACAAAUACCUUUUGAGAUGUAUAGUGGAUUAAGAAUCCACACAGUUAAAAAUCAAACUUUAGGAGAAAUUUUUGACCUUUUACAUUUGGGAGAUACAAAAACAUUUGAAAAGAAAAAGAAAGGAGAUUUAGUUGAAAGUUUAAUUGGUGGUUGUGUAUUAUUAUCACAAAGAGAAAAUGCAACACUAUUUUUAUUAUUUGCUCAUGCAUUGAUUGAUUAUAUUUUUUAUCAUUCUUCUUAUAUAUAUUUUAAUACUAAUCCUCCAAAAUUUGUUAAAGAAGAAAUUAUUGCUGAUAUUCAAAAUUGGUUUAAAGAUAAACUGUUUUAUUAUAGAAGUUCAUUAGAAAAAUAUCGAACUGAUCCUACAAAUUUUUAUUUAGAAGAACAACACGUUUCUGUUGAUCUAUUUGAUGACAAAGAAGAAGUUGAUACUAAUAAUAUUGAUUACAUAUUAAGCAGUUCUGAUCCACUUGAUUUUGGAAUACCUGAACCAUCUUUUAAUAUCGCUACAUCUCCUUCUUGGAAUUCAUCUUUUCAACCUUCACAAUAA
Entamoeba dispar SAW760 is the source of this 771-nucleotide messenger RNA. RefSeq lists its product as uncharacterized. Gene Ontology annotation, biological process: RNA processing. The coding region runs from base 1 to 771 and encodes 256 amino acids. Gene Ontology annotation, molecular function: ribonuclease III activity. The record is from RefSeq and is a predicted model, not a curated record. Lineage: Eukaryota; Evosea; Mastigamoebida; Endamoebidae. The transcript has a single exon.